UAGGGUUUCACGCGUGCGUACGACGUGGAAAGAAAAACGAAUUUACCUUGGGAGAGAAUGUUUUGAUUGUCUUGAUUUUCUGUUUAAGGAAGAUGUUCAUCUAGGUCAAAGAUCUCAGUUCCACAUCAACAAAAGAUCAGUGUAUCUCAGUAACUCCCAUAAUACAGUUGACAUCAUGGGUGCCACAACCAGCAGCCUGGCCGACCUGGCCCAGAACGAGUACCUGAUGAGGCUGUCAGGGCGUGACCCCAUUGACCCUAUGGACCCCUUCUGGAACCAGCUGCUCUCCUUCUCCUUCCUGAUCCCUGUCAACAGCUCGGAUUCCAAGCUCUUGGAAGAUUCAACAGAAAGGAUCUGCAGCAACUUUGCCAUCAACAACACACACACAGGCAACUUCGGGGCCCUCGUCCACAACUUCUUGGUGCGGGCCGCAGAGUUGAAGGCCUCUGCCCAGUGUGAAGACAACAUCUUCAUUUGGCAAACCUACAAUGCACUGUUCAUCAUCCGAAGCUUCUGCAAGUACUUUGUGGAGCAUUUGAGUGAAGAGCUUGUGUUACAACAGUUUGACUGCAAGCCCCCCGGGGAGAACGUUGACAGCAACCUUGAAGGCGACAUCAAUGAAGUGGAUCCAACAAUUGGGGAACUGGCUGAGAAACUGAUGUCAUCUCUGGUGGAGCUGUUGGUGGACGUCCCUGUCUUGAACUUCACAUACGCAUUGCACCUUGAGACGCUGAACACGCUGCUGACACUGCUGUCAAUACAGAUGUUCCAUGCCCAGCCUGCCAGCAAGUUCACUCUGUACAGGUUCAUCAUGCAGGGCAGGUGUGCAAUCCAUGCGCCUGUGGUGAUCAAAGCUCUGCUGUGGAACUACAUCAACCAGGAGAAGUGUCCGUCCGAACUCUACAAGAGUAGCGCCGAUGGAUCCAAUACCUUCUACAACGUCACUGCUGCAGUCGCUUCCAGUCUGUGGUCCGUGGUGACGCUCGGCAUGGGAAGCAGCCCAAAGAAAAAGGAGGAGGAGUUCUCAGAGACGUUGUUAGCCAAUCAGAGCCUUUUGUUCCUACUGGUGCUAGCCAAUCACUGCACCAGUGACUCCGGCUUGAACAACCCCUACAGAGAGGCAUUGUUUGCCUUCACAGACUCACAGGACACCUCAGCCAUGAACCCUGUGAUAGCUGGCCCCACAUUCAAGAUGGACUUGAGUCGUCUGUACUCCACGCUGUGCUCCACCCUGAGAGACGACCAGACCACACUGUUGCUGUACCUUCUCAUACACCAGAAUACAUCCAUGAAGGCGUUCAUCCUGUCCCGGACCAACAUAGACCAGCUGGUGAUGCCUCUACUUCACAUCCUGUACCAGGCCCAGGAGCGCAACUCCCACCACAUCUACAUGGCUCUCAUUAUACUGCUUGUACUCAGUGAAGACGAAGUUUUCAACAAAGCUGUUCAUGAAAUUAAUCUGAAGAACAUCCUGUGGUUCAAGGAACGGCCGCUGACCGAGAUUUCACUGGGAGGGCUUCUCAUCCUGGUUGUCAUACGGACAGUCCAGUUCAACAUGACACGCAUGAGGGACAAGUACCUGCACACUAAUUGCCUGGCAGCCCUGGCCAACAUGUCCUCCCAGUUUGCCAACCUCCACCAGUUUGUUGCACAGAAGAUUGUCAGCCUGUUUGCCCAGCUGUGUAAGAAGCACAGUCGCCUGGUGGAGCAGAUCAGACAGGUGGGGGCCGGGGAGGUCGAGCAGGGUGACGAUGAAGACUCAGAACAGGUCUUUAUGCAGGACAUGACAGCCCUGCAGGAAGUGAUCCGGAUGGUGUUGGAGAUCCUCAACUCCUGCCUCACAACCUCCCUCCACCACAACCCCAACCUCAUCUACACCCUCCUCUACAACCGCAACCUGUUCGACCAGUUCCACACCCACCCAAUCUUCCAGGACAUCAUCCAGAACAUUGACACAGUGUUGUCCUUCUUCUCAUCGAGGCUGGAGCAGAACGGGAAGAACCUUUCCCCAGCCGAUGUCCUGGAGUCCAUCAAGGAGGGGGCACUGCAGUUCCGCCGGGACAGACUGAAGAAGUUCCCAGAGCUAAAGUUCAAGUAUGUGGAAGAGGAUUCUCCGGAGGAGUUCUUCAUCCCCUACAUCUGGUCCCUCGUCUACCACUCCUCCAACAUGUACUUCAACGCCGCACGCAUCGUACUCUUCUCCCUCUCCGCCAACGCAGAGUCCUGAGACCAGCAGCACUACAACAGUGGACACAGCCUCCCAGUCUGGUGAUGUCAGUGCCGCUGCCGCCUCCGCCGCCGCCGCAUCCCUUGUGAGAAGUCAUAGCUGAUAUGUCUCACUCAUUUUGGAAUCUUUUAGAUUUUGAAAUCUCAAUAUUAUUGUGUAUUUGGAAUAUGACAUAGGAAGUAAAAAUCACAUUAGAGGAAAUUUAAUUUGAAGCAUGUAGCUUAUAUGAAAUGAACCACAGCUGUAGAAUGAUGUUGAUGGAAGUUUAUUUCCAUCAGAUGAAUACACUUUUUAAGAUUUUCAGCUGGUCUUCUGGUAGAGGUUUCAGUAACUUACAGACGACUGUGGACGAGACUCUGGUAUCAGACUUGUGGGAAGCGAUGAGGUUCACAAUACUUUCAUGUUUCACGGCACACAAUUUAGGCACAAAUAUAGACAUAAAAAGUCACAUGUUGAACACACGUAUGUUGAGUAUAUUUUUGGUUACAAUGGACGACCACAAAGUUUUAAAACAAAUUCAGCAAAAAAUGGAAAAGAUUUUGAAAAAAAUAUAAAUGCCAACGAAAAUUAUGACAAAGAUUUCUCAUGGUAUUUUUUUUUUGUUCCAUUCACUUUAUGUGUCAACUUCAGCCUGUGACUGUUUUGUGCAAAAUAGCUUUCCUGUGUAUUGUUUUCACAAAAGAGGCAAUUAUGCAUAAUUCUGCAAAAUAUGUAAUUAUGGUGUCUGCAAAUGUUUCGUGAUCACAGAAACACAAUCCUUCAUGGACUGAUAAAUAGGAUUGUUGCAUUCUGUGUAUGCUGUGCCUUGAUGAGAGCUUGUCAUCUGAAGAACUAACACUGUAAGGACUGGCAGUUGAAGUCCAGGAACCAAAGACUGCUCCUAGGGGACACUGCAUCUGUGUGUUGUGGGGAGGUGUGUACACAGACAUCUGGCAUCAGGCAGGAACACUGGAGGCGGACGUUGUGGUUAGGAGCAAGUUCGUUGCCGUGGAUACAGCAUUCCCUUGUCUCCUUACUGUAAUUGCAUCAGGAUGUAACGUCCAGACUGAGUUGGGAACUACUUGUCAGUGUCACAGCGGAUGUUGUGCUUACAUUGGCUGUAUUCUGGCUUUAAAGGAACAGAACGUAGUUGUGGGAUUAAAGAUGGUUGAUGUUAUGGGUGUUAAAUCUUCAUAUAUGUAUAUGUUUGUUCAAGUGGUUUUAUAGAUCAGGUUUUACCUGUUCAAGGGAGGUAACUAAUCUAAAACUUGACAGUGGUUCAUCUUUGUUUUUACUGAGGUUUUAUGCUGAGCUGUUAACAUUGUUUUCUUUGUUUUGUUAGCAUUCGUCAACAACUAUAUUGUCACAGGCAUUUGUUAAAUAAAAAGUCUUUAAGCUACAAGCUUCACCUGUGCCAGAAACCUAUGGUUGUGUUCAUAAAGACUGCUGGUUUGUCAGCUUGGAAUCCAUGCUGACAGUUUCCCCAGGGUACAACACCUCACACCGGCAUCAGUUGGAGCUUUCCUUCAAUAUAAGGCUGAAAUAUUGGGCAAAGCGACGUUAAACCCAACUCACUUACCGUAGUUGACAUGUCAAUCCUUCUAAACAUCACUAAAUUAUAUGACAUGUGUAGUUUUAAGUUGAUUUACAAGUUAUUUCAUAAAUUAUGAUCAUAACAUUCAUAUAUGUGGUUUCAUUUGCUGAUAAGAUAGAUUGACCUUUUGUUUCUCAUCAUUACCUCACUAACCUGUUGUCUUCUUUCAGUUUACUCUCUAACACAUUCUUAGAGGUUCCCAAUCAAUCGCUUCAAGUGUACUCUCUAACACAUUCUUAGAGGUUCCCAAUCAAUCGCUUCAAGUGUACUCUCUAACACAUUCUUAGAGGUUCCCAAUCAAUCGCUUCAAGUGUACUCUCUAACACAUUCUUAGAGGUUCCCAAUCAAUCGCUUCAAGUGAAGUACAAACCUGGAAUAUUUCUUUCAAGAGAUCUUGUUGAGUGGAAUUUAGUGCAUGUGUACUUACAUUGUGCACAGGUUGGAGACACGAUGGGGUUGUCCUUGUUAUCAUUUGUCACACGCCUGAUUGAGCAUUUGUUGUCAUCCUCCUCCUCAUGUAUUGUUAACUUGUUAUCUGAACUGACACACCCGAGUUAAAGACAUAACAGGAUAGUCACCUAUUCUAGUCUUGACCUUCACUUUUAUUAAUAUUCUAGUAAUAUAUGUAGUCUCAUCCUAAAGAUGAGUCAUCGUGUGAUAGCCUGUUUUAUUAGAGUGGAAUUCUACAAGCAUUGGGAUGUUGAUGAAGCAGUUGUCAGUCUGUCACUGGAGAUGUGGGAGAGUUUGCUUGGGCCAGAUCACUUCAUUUCUUGUUUCCUAGCUGCAGAUGCAGAGAACACAAAAAUAUAGAAAUGUUGCUUAGGAUGAAAACUGAUCAAUGGUACAAUUUAUAUGUGUGAUGUGAUUCCAUUAUAGCGUGAAAGUUCAGAUGACAAGUUGGAUGCGUAUUUAUAGCAAUGAAUGUGAUAUGUAGCCAAACAGUUAUUUUUUUGUACUGUACAUAAUUAUUUUGACAGCUUGUAGAACAACACUGGAGAUUUGUAAAUACUUGUAGCACACCUAUAUACUGACUUCAGCCAGACACAUAACACAUUCGCAUGUGUCAUGUAUAACAGACACGUUUGUGACACUCACACGUGUCUUACGGUGACAUGUCACAACACUCCUCGUCAGUAAUCGUCAUGUGAUUCUCAACUUGUUGUACAUAUUGGUAGGAGAUUUUUAUCAACAAUUAACUAACAAUUAUUGAUUACUUGUGAAUAUGUAGUGAAACAUGACUGACUGUUGAUGUUGAGACCAGACUGUUAUGUAGAGUGACGGGUGAUUGACGCGGAUGGGUGACUGUACAUAGCAACAGGUGGUGUUACCAUGGUUACCAAUAUAUCUACUGUAUAUAAACACUGGUGUAUAUAUUUCCUAAGGGGCUGCUUCGUGUUCUACGCUGUGGGUAGUCACAUACAGGUGUUCUCUCCGCCUCAUAUCACGGGACUUGCAGCCUUCACUCAUCCCAGCAGAACCAGUUUACCAUCUACAGCAUCUCUCACUGAUUCAGCGCUUUGUUCAGAGGAUUUAUGUCAGGGGAUUUAGCUCAGUCAUAUGAUAUAUUAAGGAUGUUAAUAUCUUUCAGAAAUUUGUUUCAACUUAUAUUGUGUGCUGGUAUAUUUUGCACAGUGGCAAUUUUCUACUAUCCUGUGGUAUCUUAUUUCAAUAUUUUCAAGUUUUUAAUGAUAUGGUACUCUUUGUGGAUCAUAGCGUCUUGGCAGGAACUUCAUUGUCCAAUGAAACUUAUGUUAAGUGUUAUUUGUUGAUGUAAACAUGAAAUGAAACGCUGAUCUAGGGUUUGGUUGUGCAGUUGCCAGCUGUUGUUACAGCGACCUGCUACAGAGGUGUUACAGUGCUGUGUUACAGUGUGUUUCUGUCCAGCUUUGGAAAAGUUUUUUUUGUUGUGGUAAAAUACACUUUGUCCAUGCGGUUUAUCAAAGAUUUCAUUUUUAGCUCACCUGACUGAAAGGCAAGUGAGCUGAUGUUAUGGCCUGCUUGGCAGUCUUCUGGUGGCAGCAGUGUCUGUAAACAUUAUCUCCUGUAUGGGACCAGUGAAGCUGAUGUUAUGGCCUGCUUGGCAGUCUCCUGGUGGCAGCAGUGUCUGUAAACAUUAUCUCCUGUAUAGGACCAGUGAAGCUGAUGUUAUGGCCUGCUUGGCAGUCUCCUGGUGGCAGCAGUGUCUGUAAACAUUAUCUCCUGUAUGGGACCAGUGAAGCUGAUGUUAUGGCCUGCUUGGCAAUCUCCUGGUGGCAGCAGUGUCUGUAAACAUUAUCUCCUGUAUGGGACCAGUGAAGCUGAUGUUAUGGCCUGCUUGGCAGUCUCCUGGUGGCAGCAGUGUCUGUAAACAUUAUCUCCUGUAUAGGACCAGUGAAGCUGAUGUUAUGGCCUGCUUGGCAGUCUCCUGGUGGCAGCAGUGUCUGUAAACAUUAUCUCCUGUAUGGGACCAGUGAAGCUGAUGUUAUGGCCUGCUUGGCAGUCUCCUGGUGGCAGCAGUGUCUGUAAACAUUAUCUCCUGUAUAGGACCAGUGAAGCUGAUGUUAUGGCCUGCUUGGCAGUCUUCUGGUGGCAGCAGUGUCUGUAAACAAUAUCUCCUGUAUAGGACCAGUGAAGCUGAGUCUUCACAUACUUUUCCCCAUUAUUGAGGGCACCACAAUCUGUUCCUGAGGUUGGAGGAAUCUGACUUUCAAUGUGGCUUGUGGCUGCCAUGGUUGCCUUUGUUGACAUUUUAGACAUGACUGUUAAACUGCUAUAGGUGAGCUACAGAGCUAAGGCUUGGGUUUGAUGUGGCAAGUUGGAAAUUCCUAAAUAUGAUACAUUUUAAUUUCCACUGUGCAAAGAUGUCAGCUGUUAAACAUGUAGGACACUAACAGCACCUGGAUCAACUAAAAACAGAUUCAUGGAAUAAAUGAUAUGACUAACGUCAAAGAUGUAGCAGUGCAUAUACUGCCAGGGACCAGUCUGUAUUUAGAUUGUAUACUUUGUCCCAGAGCAUGACCUCUUCACUUCACUGUGAGGGACAUGGCAAUUAAAAGUACUUGUUCAAAAUGUAAUGUUUAGUUGAACUGUUUCUCUUAAAUAUUACCCCUAAUUCCGAGGGGCUUUAGAAACAACUCUCAGUGUGUGUGAGGCUGUGAGAGUCUUACUUCCCAGUAUAAGUCAGUAUGUGUGUGUGGUUCACACAUGUUGCAGCCAUGGGGCCCUUUCCUAGAAGCGAACUCCGUAUUACACCUGUCUCAAGUCUCAUACCUAAUGUAGAUGAUGAACAGUUGUAGCACUGAGCUCACUUUGUGGAGCAGGUUCCUGGUACAGUGCCUGUAUAGAUAACACAUGGUCUUACCUUGCAUCAGUUUUGUGGUUAACCCUGACAGUUGUUGACUGGGAUAUAAUUAUUGCUGGAUAAACUGAGGGUCUUGUGAAUUAUAGACAUUACAAAAUGUAUAAUUUCUGUCUGUGACUGAAGCAAGAAUAUUUUAUUAAAAUAUUGCAUUUUAUGAAGUUUAUCUCAUAAUUAUUGUUGAAUGACAUAUUUCCAUCAUGAAAGAUGGUAUUUAAAUGGUAUUUCGUACAUAAAAAAUAUAAACUGCA
Molecule: messenger RNA, 7388 nt
Organism: Haliotis rufescens (red abalone)
Lineage: Eukaryota; Metazoa; Mollusca; Gastropoda; Lepetellida; Haliotidae
Product: dymeclin-like
Exons: 18
Coding region: 176-2227 (683 amino acids)
Biological process (GO): Golgi organization
Cellular component (GO): Golgi apparatus
Source: RefSeq, a predicted model, not a curated record